Molecule: messenger RNA, 701 nt
Organism: Sinocyclocheilus grahami
Lineage: Eukaryota; Metazoa; Chordata; Actinopteri; Cypriniformes; Cyprinidae
Product: NGFI-A-binding protein 2-like
Exons: 1
Biological process (GO): regulation of DNA-templated transcription
Cellular component (GO): nucleus
Molecular function (GO): transcription factor binding; transcription coregulator activity
Source: RefSeq, a predicted model, not a curated record
GCAUCAGGAUGUCACUACCACGAACGCUGGGCGAGCUGCAGCUCUACCGAGUUUUACAAAGGGCCAACCUGCUGAUGUACUAUGACACCUUCAUCCAGCAGGGAGGUGAUGAUGUCCAACAGCUGUGCGAGGCUGGCGAAGAGGAAUUUCUCGAGAUCAUGGCACUGGUUGGUAUGGCCACAAAACCCCUGCAUGUGCGGCGUUUGCAGAAGGCUCUGCGCGACUGGGCGGCAAACCCAAUGCUGUUCAACCAACCUCUGGCCACCAAUGUGGCCCCUUGUGGAAUCCCUCUCCUUAGGAUCGACAGUAGCAGUGCUGCUGGCUCAGGGGUUAUUGGUGGCAGAAAAUCUUUAAGCAACGGUCAGCCAGGCUCUCCAUGUGAAAGAGAGGAAGUAGGAUCUUGCCUUACGCCGCUCAGGGAUAACAGUCCAAAGAGCCCCUGCUCACAGGCCUCUCCUGUACCUCCAGACCAUCUGUACAGAGAAAAACUGUCCCCCAUGGAUCCCCACGGGCUCAGUCCUGAAAUGUAUGGAGCCGCUGAGUUAGAUGAAGGACAGGCCAUUACCCUUCUGCCUUUCGCUUGCCACUCGCAACUUCUUGGUCCUCCGAUGCCAACUUCUUCUUCAUCCUUCUCCACUAUGACCUCUCCGUGGCCCGUAGGUCAGCUGGACCCAGAGACCAUUAAAGCCGUGGCGGAAAGC